Empidonax traillii (willow flycatcher) is the source of this 2144-nucleotide messenger RNA. RefSeq names its product asteroid homolog 1 (gene ASTE1). The coding region runs from base 71 to 2074 and encodes 667 amino acids. The transcript is spliced from 4 exons. Lineage: Eukaryota; Metazoa; Chordata; Aves; Passeriformes; Tyrannidae. The record is from RefSeq and is a predicted model, not a curated record.
CGAGAGGAAGAGGAAGCGGAUCUGGGAGUGGAGUGCCCCGCGUGCCGCUCCUGGCACCGCCUCCGGCGCCAUGGGCGUCCAGGGGCUGACGGGAUUCGUGGAGGAGCGCGGCGUGUUCUUCACCGAGCUGCGGGUGCGGGACACCAAGCUGGUCAUCGACGGCAGCAGCCUCUACCACCGCCUCUGCUUCGCCCCCGCCGCCGACUUCCGGCGCGGCGGCGACUACGGCGCCUUCGCCGCGGCCGUGCGCGACUUCUUCGGCACCCUGCGGUCCUGCCGCGUGGCCCCGUUCGUGGUGCUGGACGGCGGGCGCGGCGCCGAGGACAGGAAGCUGCCCACGCUGCGGGGCCGCGCCGCCGAGCAGCUGCGGGCGGCGCACGGGCUGUCCCGCGGGGCCGGCGGCUGCCUGGCGCCGCUGCUCACCCGCGAAGCCUUCGUGCAGGCGCUGGGCCGGCUCGGCGUGCCCUUCGUGCAGUGCUUCGCCGAGGCCGACCGGGAGAUCGCCGCGCUGGCCAACAGCUGGGGCUGCCCCGUCCUCUCCCUCGACAGCGACUUCUGCGUCUUCGACCUGGCGGGCGGGUACUGCCCGCUGUCCCACUUCCAGUGGGAGAGCGUGCGCGCCGCGGACGGGCCGCAGGGAUGCUACGUGCCCGCGCGAUGCUUCUCCGUGGAGCGGUUCUGCAGGCACUUCGGCCGCCUGAACAAGAGCCUGCUCCCGCUCUUCGCCGUCAUGAACGGGAACGACUACGUGGGCCUGGCAGCCCUGGAGGCGUUCUUCAGCAAGGUGCGCCUGCCCAGGGGCUGCGCGGCGGGGAAGGGCGGGAGGCACCUCCGCCUCCAGGGGCUCCUGAACUGGCUGGCGCAGUUCGCGGAGCCCACCGAGGCCGUCGAGAACGUGCUGAAGUACCUUAAGAAACAUCAGAGGGAAGAAAUAAGGGAGCUUCUGUGCACUUCAAUGGAGGAUUACGCUCCGUCUGAUGUGAAUCUUGAGGACUUCUUUCAGAAUGGAAGGUAUGAAUGCGAAGCUGCGAGGAAAGCAGACGUACCACAGUGGGUGCUUGAUGCUUUGGCUAAAGGUAAGCUGGCCCCAUUCAUCAUCAAUGCACUGAUACUAAGAAGCACCAUCCUACGCGUUCAGGUGGAGAACAUGCAGAGACCGAGCGCUCACAGCGCAUCUUUGCCCAUCCGACAAGUUAUCUAUGGACUGCUCCUGGGGGUAUCUCAAAAUACUGAAGCUGCUUCUCCAAGUAAGCAGACCCAGGAGCUGCCCGUUGUAUGUGAAUUUGACAGAUGCCAAAAGACAAUUAAAAAAACAUUUGUUCAAGCAGCAAGCCCACCCACAGAUUUUUGUGAUGAUCGUUUUCCUUUGGACAAAUUAAUGGAGAUGUCCAUGUCAUGCCGUCAGAUGCUUUUGCUGGAGACUCUAGGAGUGAAAAUGAGCUUCCUAGAAUCUAUCCCAAGUCACUUACAACUCCCUGUUGCUGUAACGUGUUACUGGAUACGUUGUUCAGAACCAAAAGUUAAGUUGCAUCAAUUAAAGGCGCUACUUCUAACGAUAGUAUCUGGAGAACUGCACAGGAUAAAUGAUGAUCCAGUUUUAUGUGCUGAAGACGACAGUAUUGCAUAUAACGAAUUUCUAAAAUGGAAGGAAAAGAAACUGCAAAAUAACGACUUUGAUUUAGACGCCGCACACAAUUUUUGCCAGUGGCAAUGCUGUCUUCAGAUGGGAUUGUAUCUCAACCAGCUACUUUGCACUCCUCUCUCUGAGCCAGACCUAAGUAGGCUUUACACUGGGAUCCUUGUGCACAGACUGUAUCAGGAGCUUAAAUCAACACCUUCAGUGGAAAAUCUGUUUAUUUUAUCUCAAAAAAUGACUCAGCUUUAUCUGCUUUUGCUAAAUACAGUGGAGGCAACUGUAUCUCCAGAAUUCUUUCAGAAAACGACCAAGACUAGAUCAGACUCCUGUAAAAAGAAGAAAGCAUCUAUUAAGAAAAAAACAGCCAAGUGUGCAAUGCCAGAAAAUCUGCAUUUUUGCAGUGUUAAUAGGUUUGCAUCACUGGAAGUGGAUGACUGAAAGCAUUACUCCUGGAACAAAUUCUAAUGCCAUACUGAUGAAAGAAAUUACAUUACAAUAUAUAACCAUA